This is a messenger RNA of Anguilla anguilla (European eel), 1632 nucleotides long. RefSeq names its product creatine kinase S-type, mitochondrial-like. NCBI's taxonomy places the organism in Eukaryota, Metazoa, Chordata, Actinopteri, Anguilliformes, Anguillidae. The coding region runs from base 234 to 1298 and encodes 354 amino acids. Gene Ontology annotation, biological process: phosphocreatine biosynthetic process. The record is from RefSeq and is a predicted model, not a curated record. Gene Ontology annotation, cellular component: mitochondrion. Gene Ontology annotation, molecular function: creatine kinase activity. The transcript has 10 exons.
UUUUCCUGGAGAAAGACCGUGGGGAUCCUGUCCUUAGUGGGAGGUGGGACCUUCACUGCUGGGCUCCUUCUGAACAGGGAGCACGUAAGUCCUGGAUUGCAAGUGAGGAGAGCUUACCCACCCAGACAGAGGCUAGAGUGGGCAAUGCCAGCCCUCUGUCUCCGCCCCUGGAUGUAAAGAUAAACCAUGACUGCAGCGCAGAGUACCCAGAUUUGCGUAAGCACCACAGCUACAUGGCCACUUACCUGACUCCUGCCAUGUAUGCCAACCUGUACCACAAAGUCACGCCCAAUGGCUUCACUCUGGACCAGGCCAUCCAGACAGGAGUGGACAAUCCUGGGCAGCCCUUCGUCGAGUCUGUGGGCAUGGUGGCUGGGGAUGAGGAAUCAUAUGAGGUGUUCGCUGAUCUCUUUUUUCCGGUCAUUAUGGAAAGGCACAAUGGGUACAACCCAUAUACUAUGACGCAACCCACUGACCUGGAUCCCAGCAAGAUCGACAGGGGACAACUGGAUGAGCGAUAUGUACUGUCGUGCCGGGUACGAGUGGGCCGCAGCAUCAGGGGGCUCAGUCUGCCCCCAGCAUGCACACGGGCAGGGCGGCGGGAGGUGCAGCGGGUAGUGGUUAAUGCCCUCACCAGCCUCCAGGGGGAGCUGGAGGGUCACUAUUACAGCGUGGCAGAAAUUACAGAGCAGGAGCAGCAGCAGCUGACGGACGAUCACUUCUUGUUUGAAAAACCAGUUUCUCCUCUAAUGACUUGCACUGGAAUGGCCCGGGAUUGGCCCGAUUCUCGUGGGAUCUGGCACAACAAGCAGAAGACCUUCCUUGUGUGGGUCAAUGAAGAGGACCACACCCGUGUCAUCUCCAUGGAAAAGGGUGGCAACAUGAAGCAAGUGUUUGAGCGAUUCUGCAAGGGACUGAAAGAGGUGGAAAAGCAGAUCAUGGAGAAGGGCUGGGAGUUCAUGUGGAAUGAGAAAUUGGGUUACAUUCUCACAUGUCCAUCCAACCUGGGUACAGGUCUGAGAGCCAGCGUUCACAUCACUCUGCCCCACCUCAGCAAGGACCCCCACUUCCCCAAAAUCCUGGAAAAUCUGCGCCUGCAGAAAAGAGGGAGUGGAGGGGAGAACACAGUCGUUGCAAACGGCAUCUUCGACAUCUCCAACCAGGACCGAAUGGGCAGGUCUGAGGUGCAGCUUGUCCAGUUAGUGAUUGAUGGGGUGAACUAUCUAAUCGACUGUGAGAAGAAACUGGAGAAAGGCCAGAACAUCCAGAUCCCUCCGCCCAUCAGCCAGUUCAAAUAGAUUGACUCUGUUUGCUCAGUGGCUCCCCAUGUGGUUUUAAUGCAGAAUUUCACCAGAAAGAGAAAAUGUCUGAUGAAAGCAUUCUAUAACCCGUGAGUACACCAAUGCUGAUAUUCAACAAACACUGCACAGCUGUAUGUACUUACACUGGUGUGGCUCUGCAGUCUAAUAUAUACCUGAUGGAAAAUAUUUAAAAUACAUAAUCUUACAAACCUAUCUACACUUAUGUUUGCCCCAUUGAUUGCACUGUAUGCUUGUACACACAGGGCCAUGUUACUUGAAAGAAUUUAGGAAAUAUUGGGUAGCAUUGCUUUGGAAUACAGCUUGUUGUGAA